Messenger RNA from Tetrahymena thermophila SB210, 3153 nucleotides. Its product is annotated as cation channel family protein. The transcript has 8 exons. The record is from RefSeq and is a predicted model, not a curated record. NCBI's taxonomy places the organism in Eukaryota, Ciliophora, Oligohymenophorea, Hymenostomatida, Tetrahymenidae.
AUGUCAUAAAAUAAAACAGCAGCAUCUUACUAAAAUAAUUUUAGCUAUAGAGAAAAUGUUAUGCUGAAUGAAGAGGAUCACAAAUUAUUUUAAAUGUUUCCAUACAAAUAAAGAGAUUCUGAAGUUGAAUAUGGAAGCUAUAUCUAAACAAGUAGAAGAGAUUUAUCUAUCAAAAACGAGGAAAUUAUUUAAGAAUACAUAUAAGAUAACACGAUUUUAAAUGCAAUAAAUGAAGCGUAAAAAUAAAAUUAUGAUAAGAUGUCAUAAACAAAGGAUGAUAAAUGCUCUAAUCUUGAUUUUCAAAAGCCAAAAAAUGGUAGUUAAAUUUAGGACUUAUAAAAAUUAUAAAAUGAAAAAAUAGAUACUUUAAAUGUUGCUAAUAAUAUAGAAGAAGUAGAAUAUAAAAAAGCGUAGCCAAGUAAACUAAUGAAUACUCUUAAGCUUUUACUUACCUACCAUUAGCACUAUUUAAUAAGUGAUAUAUCAAGCACUUACUCCAAAAAUUCAAAGCUAAAAAAGGGUGGAAAUAUACCUCUCUUUUUUUAUAUUUCAAAAGUAGAAGUUUCUACUUCGAUGAGAAUAUUAGUCAAUAUUUUUUAUGCUUUUAAGUGGAUAAAGGUUUCAGAUGUAUUAAAAUAGAUUGCAUUUUAUCUAUGCUAUGAAAAAGAUCAUAAAAAUAUCUUCGAUCUUUUGAAGCUUCUAAUUUUCGUGAUAGGAAUUUGUCAUAUUUUCUGUUUGUUUUGGCAUGGGUUAGUUAUGUUUGAAAUUAAUAGUGGGAUAACAAAUAAUUGGUUGGAAAGUAAAAAUCUACUUAAUGCUUCAAUCUAAGAAAGGUACAUUUAUUCUUUCUACUUUUUAGCUGUUACUAUGGCAACUGUAGGAUAUGGAGACAUCUCUCCUUAAAAUUAAUUUGAGGUUUUAUUUACAACAAUCACAAUUUUUGUCACAUGCAUCGUUUAUGCUUUUAGCUUAAAUACAAUUGGCGCAAUCAUAGAAAAUAUAGAAAAAAAGGACAAAAAAUACAAAGAAAAUUUGUAAAUAAUUCAUGCAUUAAUGAGGGAAGAAGAAGUUUCAAGAAAUCUUAAAAUAAAAAUAUCUGACUAUAUUGAAUAUCUCUAUAAAGAAUCAAAUGAGAUGUAGAGGAAACAAUAAAAACUGAUAAUUGAAAAACUCUCCACUAAAUUAAGAAAUGACCUUAAUUUAGAAAUUUAAGGAAAAUACUUGAGUAACAUUCCAUUAUUCAAAUAUAUUAAAGAGAAAGAUAAAGUAGCAAAGAUAAUGGAAGAGUAACUAUAUUCUCCUUCAGAAAUUAUAUUCACUUAAGGAGACAUAGACGAUUGCUCUCUUUAUUACAUAGUUAAAGGAAGUGUUUCUAUUGUUUUUGAGUGUGAUUAAAAUUCAAAUAGGGAAGAUACAUAAAUUGAUCUUUUAGAAAAUAGAAAAUAUUUUGGUGAAAUUUCAUUCAUAACUGGAAAUCCUAGAACAUAUACUGCUAAAGCAACUGACUUCUGCAAAAUAUUUAAAAUUAAUAGAUAAUAGUUUUUAUCAGUAAUAAAAGAGCAUGAUCAAGAUUAUGAAAAUUUUUAAAUGAUCAAAGAAGCAAUAACAUUUAAUAAUAAUUAUUAAUUUUGCUCAAUCUUUUGUUCAACAUGUAAAUCAGGAAAGCAUUUUUCUAUGCACUGUCCCCGCACUCAUUUAACAUUUACUAAAAAAAUUAUUAUUUCGAGAUAUAAUAGUCACUCUCCAUAAGAAAGAGCUCCAUGCAAAAGGAAAAAUAAGAAGAAAAAUUAUUUUAAAAAUUAAAUGUAGCUUUAAUAAGCUGUAUUAUAAAUUAAUAAUGUUGAGUCCUUAUCUGAAUUAAUCGAUCUAAUAGAAAAUGGAUCCUAUUAUUAAGACCAAAAUGAAAAUGAUGUUAAUUAUAAAUAGGAAAUUCAAUUAGGAUCAGAAAGAGGAAUACGUUUAAGAAAUAAUACUCUAUCUUCAAAUUAAAUUAAUAUAAAAAAUGAUAAUUUUGGAAGUUAAUUAGAUACUAUAAGAAAGCAUUAAAAUUCAAUAGAAAACUAACUAGAAAAAACUAUGGAUUAGUUAAAAAGAUAAAGUAUAAGUCGCCAAAGUAUAAUAUAAAAACAACCAAAAAAGUCAUUCCUCUUUUCAGCUAGCCAAAACUAAUAGUUGAUUUAAGAGCCUUUAAAAUUUUAAUAAUUAGACAUAAAUUAAAAUACUUAAAUUAGUAAUUCUUAAAUGUAAAUAUAAUCUUAGUCUUCAUUAUCUUCUUAAAAUGAUGAUAAUAGUUCAAUAGAUUCUAGUAAAAUCAUUGAAAACAAAAUAGAAAAUAAUUCUAAAGUUAAUUAAAACAUUGAAAAUAAAAUAGAAAAUAAUUCUAAAGCUAAAAAAAGUGUUUUAAUCACUGGUUCUCUAGAUGAAAAGCAAAACAAAAAUUAAAAUGUAUUUGAGCAAAAAGAUGAGAAUUUGUUAUAGAAAAGAUUCUCUUAAAUAUCUUAGAGAAGUGAUGGAAAUGAUUAACCAUUACAAAAUAUUAAACAUAUUGAUAAGCAAAAAAGUAUUAAUUAAUAAUUAAAUGAAAGAAUCAUGAGUUUAAUGAUUCGAGGAAAUACAAAAGAAUAUAGUUAGUUAGAUAAUUUAAAUGCAAUUUAAUACAAUACUUCUAAAAUAACAGAAGGAUAAAUUAAUAAAUUUAAUAAUCGCUAAAUAAAUGUUGAAUCCUUAACUUUAAAGUAACUUUAAUAGCUCUCUUCAGAUUAUAGCUUAAUUUACAUCUCUUAACUUUCUCCUAAAAAUAGCUAAAAUUAAUUCAGUUAAUAAAAUAUGUCAAAAACUAUUAAUGGUACUAAUUCAAUGAGCUCUGGUUAGUUUUCAAAAUAAAACUUAAUUGGAGUUAUUUAAAAAAGUGACAAAAAAUUUUAUGAAAUGAUUGAAUCUUCAGAUUAAGUGAACUAUAUGAUGCUAUAAAUUUUUGAUAAAGCUAAGUUAUAUAAGUAUUAUUGGCCUCAUUUUAACUACACUGAAGUUGUUAAAAAAUGGGUUUUAUAUUAAUCAUAAAUAUAAAAAGACUAUAUAUUUACAUAAAAAAGAAAAAGAUAAAAAACAAAUAGAAUGGUAAUCUAAUCUUAGCAUAAAUAAUAAAAAAUAUGA